AUUAUUUUUAAGUAAUCUCUAAACCCAACGUGGGGCUUGAGCUCAUAGUCUCUAUUUAGAUCAAGAGUCUAACGCUACACUGAGCCAGCCAGGCGCCCCCGUUUUCUCUCCUUUUGAAUUUCUGACUCACAGUCUGCUAUGGAGCCUUCCUCGUCGCCCCUUACAGGCGUAAUGUAUCAGUAUUUACACAGACUCCUGGGGUCUGUCGCUAAGGAUCCCAUACUCCCCUUUGAAUCCCUCCGGCAGCUGACUCCCUCCACUCUUCCCGACCACAGCCAGUUUAGAGCCGCACGGGUUUUCCCCUCCCCUGGGACUACCACACGGCCCAGCUGCUCCCGGAUUCUGGCCUAGGGGGCGUGAAGCGAUCCCAGCCUACGCAAGAGGCCCAGUUCUGGGCGGAGGGGCCCGCUCUGCGCCUGGACAGCCACGGCAAGGUGGCAAGUCGUGGGGAGAGGAGCUCUGGCCAGGCGGGCGAGGCUGGCUCUAGUCGCGACAUUUCACGCGGUCCACCGCGCCUCUGGGUGACAUCUAGCCCCACAUUUCCUGGGACCUUCUCCUCCCUGAGGCCACCACCUGCCCCAGUUCGUGCUUUGGUUAAAAUCGCUGGUGCCCAGGCUGUAGCCAUGGGAUAAUGGGAAUACCUCUCUGUAUGAAGGAAGUUUGUCUGCAGCAAUAGGAGUAUUCAAGAAGAUGGAGGGAUUAGUGAUGUUCAGUGUUGUGGCAAUAGACUUUUCUCAGGAGGAGUGGGAAUGCCUGGACGCUGCUCAGGGGGAUUUAUACAGAGAUGUAGUGAUGGAGAAUAUAGUAGUCUUACUAGGACUCUCUAUUCCUAAGCCUGAUAGGAUUUUCUUACUGAAACAAGGGAAGGAGCCCUGGAUAGUUUCGAGGAACAGGAUAGGAGGAUGGUGCCCAGUAUUAUACAACCUGAUCAUAGCACAAGCAGAAGAAAACUGAAGUCUUACUGGAUUGAGGUGUCAGAAGUUGCAGCUCACAAAGCAGCAGGAAGUAUAAGGAGUGGAACACUGGAAGAAACAGGCCUACUGAAAGUAAGUCCCAAAAUCUAAGUAUAAACUCUCACCAAUUCCUUAACUGAGAGCUAAUAUAUAUGAACACAAGGAGAACCUAUCUCCCCUCACCUAAGGGGGCCAGGGUCAAAAGCAGCAGCUAGAAGCUUAAAGAACUGAGCUGACAUAUCAGCUGCUUCAUACUUGGGGUUGGUGCAGAGUUUAAAGUUCAAUUUCAAGCAAGUUAGUUGCUUGCCAGGACAAAAAAACCAAUAAUCCUCAGAAAAAAGACAUAACAGUAUCAGAUUACUAUAUUAUUCAUGAUAUCCAGAUUUCUAGUAAAAAUUACUAAAUAUGCAAACAAAACAAGGGAGAAUAUGACUCAUAUUCAGAAAAAGCCAGUCACAGAAAUUAAUCCCUAGUGGGUCCCAAUGUUGAAUUUUGCCCAAAAAAAAACCACCAAAAAAAGCUUCAAAGCAGCUGCUCUUAAUGUCUUCAAAGAACUAAUGGAAAACCUGGGCAUAGAAAUAGAUACAACUAAAAAGUCAAUAGAGGAGGGGUGCCUGGGUGGCUCAGUU
Prionailurus viverrinus (fishing cat) is the source of this 1582-nucleotide messenger RNA. It is a transcript of the gene ZFP82, whose product is annotated as ZFP82 zinc finger protein. Lineage: Eukaryota; Metazoa; Chordata; Mammalia; Carnivora; Felidae. The record is from RefSeq and is a predicted model, not a curated record. The coding region runs from base 691 to 954 and encodes 87 amino acids. Gene Ontology annotation, biological process: regulation of DNA-templated transcription. The transcript has 5 exons.